CCCUCCCUCCCCGCCUCCGCUCGCUUCGACUUCCUCGCGGCUUCCCACCAACCCGGGCUCCGGCGCGCCGCUCCCAGCCAAUGGAGCCCAUGGACAGCCAGGUCACCGCCGUCGCGCUCUCCGACUCCGACAGCUUCUCCGUCGACGGCGCCGACGCGGCGGACGCCGACCUGCAGGCGCUCCGCCGCCUCUCCGACAACCUCGCCGCCGCGUUCCGCUGCCCCGACGACUUCGCCUUCCUCGCCGACGCGCGCAUCGCGGUGCCAGGAGCGCCCGACCUCCGCGUGCACCGCUGCGUGCUCUGCGCGCGCAGCCCCUUCCUGCGCGAUCUCUUCGCGCGCCGCGCCGCAGGCGCCGGCGAGGGGAAGGACAAGGACAAGGUCGAGCUCCGGGAGCUGCUCGGCGAGGAGGUGGAGGUCGGCUACGAGGCGCUGCAGCUGGUGCUCGAGUACCUCUACAGCGGCCGCGUCGGCGCCCUGCCCAAGGCGGCGUGCCUCUGCGUCGACGAGGGCGGCUGCGCGCACGUCGGCUGCCGCCCCGCCGUCGCCUUCAUGGCGCAGGUCCUCUUCGCGGCCUCCACCUUCGAGGUCGGCGAGCUCACCAGCCUCUUCCAGCGGCGGCUCCUUGAUGUCCUUGACAAGGUUGAAGUAGACAACCUCCCAUUGAUCUUAUGUGUUGCAAACUUAUGCAGCAAAUCUUGUGCGAAACUGCUCGAAAGAUGCCUUGAGAUAGUAGUUCGGUCAAAUCUUGAUAUGAUUACUCUCGAGAAGGCUUUGCCUCCAAAUGUUGUUGAACAAAUUGUUGAUGCAAGGCUAAGUCUUGGAUUAGUUUCCCCUGAAGACAAGGGCUUCCCUAACAUACAUGUAAGAAGAGUACACAGAGCGCUGGAUUCUGAUGAUGUGGAGCUAGUCAGGAUGCUACUCAAGGAAGGGAAAACUAAUCUUGAUGACGCAUAUGCAUUGCACUAUGCUGUCGAACAUUGUGACUCGAAGAUCACAACAGAGCUUCUGGAUCUCGCACUUGCAGAUGUUAAUCAUAGGAACCCGAGAGGUUAUACAGUUCUUCAUAUUGCUGCUAUGAGAAUGGAGCCUAAAAUCAUUGUCUCCCUUUUUUUGACCAAGGGAGCUCGGCCAUCAGACCUCACAUUUGAUAAUAGAAAAGCAGUACAGAUCUCUAAGCGGCUUUCAAAGCAUGGGGACUACUUUGGGCCUACUGAGGAUGGAAAACCUUCUCCAAAAGAUAGAUUAUGUAUUGAGAUACUAGAGCAAGCUGAAAGAAGGGAUCCACAACUUGGAGAAGCAUCAGUUUCUCUUGCAAUAGCAGGAGACUGUCUGCGUGGAAAAUUGCUGUACCUUGAAAAUCGAGUUGCUUUGGCGAGGAUAUUGUUCCCCAUGGAGGCAAAGGUAGCAAUGGACAUUGCUCAAGUUGAUGGAACCAUGGAAUUUAACCUUGGUUCUAGUGGUAAUCUGCCUCCCGGGAUACAGCGUACAACUGUUGAUCUAAACGACACUCCUUUCAUAAUGAAGGAAGAACACUUGACUCGGAUGAGGGCCCUCUCCAAAACAGUGGAACUUGGGAAGCGCUUCUUCCCGCGGUGUUCAAAAGUACUCGACCAGAUCAUGGACGAUGAACCAGAGCUGGCUUCCCUCGGGAGAGACACAUCCACAGAGAAGAAGAGGAGGUUCCAUGAUCUGCAAAACGUGGUCCAGAAGGCGUUCUGUGAGGACAAGGAGGAGAAUGACAGGUCGGCCCGUUCAUCUUCCUCGUCAUCGACAACAUCGAUGGGAGCCGUCCGCCCUAGGAGAUGAGAGGAAACCGUCGGCCCGCCAUUUUGAUAGCUGAUGCCCAUCUGUGUAAAAUGUCCGCAUGGUUCUAAACGUCCAGCAUUGCCUGAUAUUCUCGGUGGCUAAUCUGUUGGCCGUAUAGAGCUCUUAGUUGUGCUCACUUGUGCUUGCUUGUACAGUAUUACUGCAAGAGAACCAUAUAGUGCUUAGUAUCUCCAUAGAAUUCCGUACUGAUUGUAUGUAAAUUGGGUAGAUGCUUGGAUUUUGAAUGGUUGUCGUAGAGGUCAGCGAUGGAUAGUGUAGUGGUAAAAUGAAAUGCAACUGUUCAUUACCAGUUCA
This is a messenger RNA of Panicum virgatum (switchgrass), 2123 nucleotides long. RefSeq names its product BTB/POZ domain and ankyrin repeat-containing protein NPR1-like. The transcript has 4 exons. Gene Ontology annotation, biological process: regulation of jasmonic acid mediated signaling pathway; systemic acquired resistance, salicylic acid mediated signaling pathway; defense response to bacterium. The record is from RefSeq and is a predicted model, not a curated record. Gene Ontology annotation, cellular component: nucleus; cytoplasm. Gene Ontology annotation, molecular function: protein binding. The coding region runs from base 81 to 1808 and encodes 575 amino acids. NCBI's taxonomy places the organism in Eukaryota, Viridiplantae, Streptophyta, Magnoliopsida, Poales, Poaceae.